Lolium rigidum is the source of this 2219-nucleotide messenger RNA. Its product is annotated as DEAD-box ATP-dependent RNA helicase 52A-like. The transcript is spliced from 6 exons. The record is from RefSeq and is a predicted model, not a curated record. Gene Ontology annotation, cellular component: nucleus. Lineage: Eukaryota; Viridiplantae; Streptophyta; Magnoliopsida; Poales; Poaceae. Gene Ontology annotation, molecular function: ATP binding; RNA helicase activity; RNA binding. The coding region runs from base 96 to 1889 and encodes 597 amino acids.
UUUCCGCUGCUCGCAGAAAAUCCCCCGCUCCUUCCCCACUCCGCACGCGCGCCCCAAAUCCAAAAAAAAUCCCGCUCUUCUUCCUCAAUGCCGAGAUGGCUUCGGGCGUGCGCUCGAUUCGCGAUCCUCGUCCUCUUCCAUCUUCUCGUGGAGCAUCUGCUCGACGAAUCCACCCACUACUGGCCAUUGUCUCUGAUUUUCCACCCAGUUCCACAUAUCUUCUGGCUAGAGUUUGCCCUAACUCUGGCGCUCACAGCACAAGAGCCUGUGGUGGAGCGUCUAGCCCACCUCCGGCGAGUGGCGGCGAGAUUCGCGGCGGGUCGCGUGUAGGAAGCGGCGGCGGCCCCCUGGACGCCGACGAGCGUGCGUCUACGCUGCCAAUUUCGAUUCACGAGGAGGCCAAGAAGUUCUCUCACCAAACUGGAAUCAAAGUUAAGGUGGCAUAUGGAGGAACUUCAAUGAUUCAACAGCAGCUACGUGAUAUAGAAAGAGGUGUGGACAUUCUUGUUGCUACACCCGGCCGCCUUGUGGACAUGAUUGAAAGAGCAAGGGUCUCUCUUGAGGCAAUUAAGUACCUGGUAAUGGACGAGGCUGACAGGAUGCUGGAUAUGGGGUUUGAGCCUCAGAUAAGAAAGAUUGUUGAUGGCAUGGGUAUGCCUCGAAAGUCCAUGAGACAAACUAUGCUUUUCAGUGCAACCUUUCCACCACAAAUACAGAGACUGGCUUCAGACUUUUUGUCGAAGUACAUAUUUAUCACUGUUGGGAGGGUGGGUUCAAGUACCGAUCUAAUUACCCAGAAACUUGAGUUUGUCACUCAUGAUGAGAAAAAAACCUACCUGCUAAAUCUCCUGCAGGAGCAAUCUUUCUGUUCAUCUGAUGGCAAGCCGCAGCAGCCUCUAACACUAGUUUUCGUGGAGACAAAACGCGAUGCUGAUUCAUUGAGGUAUUGGCUAUACAACAAAGGUUUCCCCGCAACAGCGAUCCAUGGUGACAGAACACAAGAGGAGAGGGAAAGCGCAUUGAGAUCCUUCAAGUCUGGCUUGACUCCUAUCAUGGUCGCCACUGAUGUAGUCGCGCGUGGCCUGGAUGUCCCAAAUGUUAGUCAUGUGAUCAACUACGACCUUCCCAAGAGCAUCGAGGACUAUGUCCACAGGAUUGGAAGAACUGGGAGAGUUGGAAAUGCUGGGUCUGCCACCGCCUUCUUCACUGAACAGAACCACCCCAUUGCAAAGGGACUGCUGGAACUGAUGACUGAGGCAAAACAGAACGUUCCUGGCUGGCUAGAGGAUUACGCAGGGAGGCCAUGCUAUGGAGGAGAUUAUCGCAAUGGUGGGGACUAUUCUGGCUACUCUGGUGGUGGUGGCAGUGACAGCUACUCAGGUGGUGGUGGCCGUGGUGGCUACGGUGGUGGUGGUGGCCGUGGUGGCUACGGUGGUGGUGGCGGUGACAGCUACUCAGGUGGUGGUGGCCGUGGUGGCUACGGUGGUGGCGGUGGCCGUGGCGGCUACGGUGGUGGUGGUGGCAGGAGCUACUCGGGUGGUGGUGGUGACAGCUACUCAGGUGGUGGUGGCCGUGGUGGUUACGGUGGUGGUGGUGGCAGAAACUACUCGGGUGAUGGCGGUGACAGCUACUCAGGUGGUCGUGGUGGUGGCGGCAGGAGCUACUCUGGUGAUGGCGGUGGUGGUGGCAGGAGCUACUUGGGUGAUGGCGGCGGCGGUGGUGGUGGCAGGAGCUACUCUGGUGAUGGUGGCGUCAACAGCUACUCCCGUGAUGGUGGUGGCAGAUACUCCAGUGGAGGGGGCUCCUCCAGGGCAAAUGAUCCACCUCCGCGGUACUACCCUUCCUACCCCAUGGGCACGACAAGCAUCAGCGCCUCUGGCUGGGACUAGCUGCGGCGCACCCUCUCCUCUCGGUGCAUAUAUCGUAUAUAUUAUUAUCUAAAAUACCUAGGUGAACCUAAACGUGUGUGGCACACCUGAUCUAUGCUUGGUGUCUGCUGGUCCUUUUGCCUUAUCGAUGGUGGUAUUGAUGGUGCACAGGGGGAGGUUACAAAUGUUUUGCUGGGAAAUGGGAUUUGGUGGUGACAUUGUGAUGCUUAAAACUCUACUUGGUGCUAAAAACUUGCUGGCUGUUAUUGUAAGCAGCAAAGUCUGGUUUACUGUUUAUUGAGGUCUUUAUGAAUGACCCCCUUUUACGAGCUUUUGGUACUAUGUUCUGCA